Dromaius novaehollandiae (emu) is the source of this 5930-nucleotide messenger RNA. It is a transcript of the gene TSTD2, whose product is annotated as thiosulfate sulfurtransferase like domain containing 2. NCBI's taxonomy places the organism in Eukaryota, Metazoa, Chordata, Aves, Casuariiformes, Dromaiidae. The record is from RefSeq and is a predicted model, not a curated record. The coding region runs from base 214 to 1611 and encodes 465 amino acids. The transcript is spliced from 9 exons.
GCGGGCCUGGAGGAGUUCCGGGGCGGGAAGGCAGGCAAGGGAGCGCCGCGAAGCUGCGGCGCGGCGCCGAGGCCCCGCCCCACUGCGCCGAGGCCCCGCCCCGCGCCGGGAGUUGCGGCCGGUCCUGGCGCGCGGCGUCUCCCGGGCGACGGCGCUCCCCCCCGCCCCAACCGCUCAACCGCUAACGGCCAACGGCCGUUGGCCGCCGCCAAGAUGGUGCCGGGGGAGGCGCCGCCGCCGGGCAGCGCCGCGGCCGAGCCGCAGCCGGCGCCCGCCGCCAGGAAGCAGCGCGCCUUGGCCCGGAGGAAGGCGUUCUCCCUCUUCGUGAGAGCCAAGGAGGUGCCGGGCGGCGGCGGCGGCGAGGCGGCGCGGUGGCAGUGCUGCGGGCAGGCGUUCCCCGAGCGCGCCGCCGUGCACCGGCACGUCGCCACGCAGCACGCGGGCGAGGUGGGGCUGGCGCUGCAGCAGCUGGCGGCCGAGGCCGGGCGCGGGGCGGCGGCGCCGGCGGGCGGAGGCGGCGGGCCGCAGGGGUGCCCCGAGGUGGCUCGGGGGCUGCCGGACACGAGCCACGUGAGCCCGGAUGCGCUGACGAGCAAGGAGGGAGAAGUACUUUUGUAUUACUGUUACUGUGAGGUGAAGGAUCCAGAGAAACUCUGUGCUUGGCAAAAGGCUCUGUGCCAACAUCUGCAUCUGACUGGCAAGGUACGAAUUGCGUCAGAGGGAAUUAAUGGAACAGUUGGCGGAAGCAAAGUAGCUACCAAUCUCUACAUUGAAGUUAUGCUCUCCCAGCCACUGUUCAAAGACAUUUUGUGUCGAGAUGAUUUCAAGAGCAGUGCAGGAGGAGCUCACUGUUUCCCAGACCUUCGAGUUGGAGUAUUUGAAGAAAUUGUACCUAUGGGCAUUGAUCCAAAAAAAGUCUCUUAUAAAGAAACUGGAAUCCAUCUAUCCCCUCAGGAAUUUCAUAAAGAAGUAGAACAAUAUUUGUCUCAGGCCAAUCAAGGACAAAGUGAUACUAUCUUACUGGACUGUAGGAACUUCUAUGAAAGUAAAAUAGGACAUUUCCAGGGCUGUCUGGCUCCAGAUAUCAGGAAAUUCAGCUAUUUUCCAAGCUAUGUAGAUGAAAACUUGGAGCUUUUUAAAAACAAGCGUGUCCUGAUGUACUGCACAGGAGGGAUCCGCUGUGAAAGAGGCUCUGCUUACCUACGGAGCAAGGCAGUGUGCAGAGAGGUUUACCAGCUCAAAGGCGGGAUUCACAAGUACCUGGAAGAGUUUCCAGAUGGAUUCUACAGGGGGAAGCUGUUUGUAUUUGAUGAUCGUUACGCCAUUUGUUCCAAUGAAGAUAUCAUCUCAGCAUGCAGAUACUGUGGGACGCUGUGGGACCAGUAUAAACUUUGUUCCAGCCAGCACUGCCGGCAGCUUGUCCUGACGUGUCCAGGUUGUCGCAAGAAAGGGCUUACAGCUUGCUGUCCUGUUUGUCAAGAGAAAGAGCUCAAGGUGGCUUCAAGGGCUUCAGGACAGGCACUUAAGGAGGAAUGUGAAUGUACAAGGAGACGGCCAAGGGUACCUAUUGAACAUAUCUCACAAAGCACACUGGAUACAGGAAAAGAUUAAGCUGUCUCUUUAGCUAGUUUCACAUUUGACACUUGUGUUAAUGGGAAGGACGUCUAAAACCAGAUCCCUCUCUGUUACUGCAAUUAACUUGUAUAUCACAAUAAUUUGUUGGCUUGGAAAGUCUUGCUCGUACCCUACAUUAUGUUGAAUAUGCCCUGAAAACUGUCCAUUACUUAAGUGUAAAUUACCAGAGUGGUCAACCCAUUACCAUUGCUACAGGAUUUUUCUCCCUAGGUGCAGUUUUGCACUGUGCUUCUCUCUGGGGAUUUUGCAGAAGAAUGUGUUGGGGACACAGCUGUUCACAGUUCAAAAGAAACUGAAGAGAAUGAAGAACAAUUACAUGCUGUUCCCCCUCUAAUUUAUGGAUGUGCAUGCGUGGAGGUGGAUCUGUCCAACUUCUCCAUUGAUCGUGCAGCUUCAAUAGAUAGUGCUAGGGUGAUGAAAACAGCAUAUGUUUUAACUUCUGGGUGUGUGACUAGAUUAAUUUGCUUUUUACCAGUGUGAAGCAAGGGGUGUUUACCUUGAAGUCAUUGACUUGACUCCCAUGUAAAACCAGUUAAAGGCAGGGUGAGGACUCCUAUCUUAAGUGGAGCAAAGGUGGAGGAUGUGCAUUGCCCACAGGUACUGUCUGUCCAGCCUUACUUGUGUAUGACCUGUGGGACCAACAGCAGAAGUAACCCUCAUUGUGAUGUUCUGCCUCCCUGGGAGCUGUUGAUAUCCCUCAGCCUGUCAGUAUGUGAAAUAUCCAGGGCUCAGCUCCACUUGCACUAGAAAAAAAAUCAACAGCUUGAAGUGUGUUGAAAUUGAGACACUCAGAGGAGAGCACAGAGGCUGCCAAAAUACCAGUGUUAUGGCUCUAGAAGUGAAUGCUGGCAUCUGUGUAUAAACGCCAGCAACAGCUGUAAGGAGACUGCCAGAUCAUUUAUCCAAGCUAAAUAAUCCAUGAUUUGGGGAGCAUUUGUGCUUUGUAAACAUGGAUUAAGUUUUUUAAAAGCUGUGAGAUGUUUAUGCAUUUUCCAGCUUCUGUUAGUGGGGAAAUUGUCUCUGACUUGGAAUCCACAGCAUAUGAGCUCAAAAUACUGCCUCCUGCUUUGUGUGCCUGAUGCUGUAGAAUGUACUGAAAGGUUUUAUUAAUAGUGUGGAUGAUGUGUCAUGAUUGAAAAUAAUCUUUGAAACUUACUCUCAUUUUUGGUACUAAGUCAUUAGUCAUUAGGAAAUCAAAAUCAGUUACUUUUUUAUUAUUUUUUACUGGCAACUACUUUUAAAGACAUGAAAACAACUUACUCAGGUUCCUGCAGUUGCUUAGCAUCAGUUAGAGCAGUGUUAUUUUAAUAUAGGUCAUAACCUUUUCCCACAGUGCUACAAAUUCAGCAUGGUCUCAUUGGUGACUAAACUGGCAGCUAAAGACAGGGGCACUGGUUACAUUAAAGCCAUUGCAAGGCAUUUCUUCUUACUUCCAGUGUUGCCAACAUGAAUAGCUGUUCAACAAUGGUCUUUAUAACGGUUCCUUUCAUGAAGCAAGACUUGAAAACUAAUGAAUGUGUACGUUGGGAAUCUUCCAAGGAUGGCAUUUAAAAAUAGUAAUUCUGUGAUCUGCUAGAGAAGUAAUUAGAAAACUCCCAUCAGUAGACAUCUUCAGCAGAAGACCUGGCAGGACCCAGGCUCCCCUGGCACCUUGCCUCCCAAGCUCUGUUAGCCAGCUUACCUGUGUGCUUUUGAGAACUGGAAUAUUUGUGGUAAACCAUGCAAGCUCCACUUGCAGGCCUGGCCUAGAACACUGAUUAAAAUGCCCCAAUUUGCAUAUUGUGCUGCAUCUUUUUUCAGGUAUUAGGCUAAAAAGCCCACCAUUUUAUAAUUUAAUCUAUCAGCAGGUCUGGAAUACCGUAUUCCAUUUGGAAAGCUGUUUUUGUGUAAUUUCUUAGUACAAAACAGCAAGAAGGUAACUACAUUUUAUAUGUAAGGUUCUGAAAUUACUGAGGUGAUAAAUAACCUUUAGUGCGUCCAUCAUAAUUCUUGAAGUACUGCACAAAUACGCUUCAUCUGUAUGUCAGAGGCCGUUAAUUCCAUAAGAGUAAAUGCUGAAACCUAGCUAACCGCAUGUCACACAAUAGACCUGGUUACAAGGUGCAGUUCUACUGAGAGUUCCUAGCAUGUGGACAGUCUACCUCAAAAGCAGAAACGAGCCAUAGGACCUGUCGGAAGGGUCCGAGAUUGAAUGGAUGGAGACCCAACCAGCCAAGUUCCCUCAGCUGCAGAGACAGGAGGAGAGGAAUGAGAUACACCCUUGGUCUACUGCAUGUCAGCUUAUAAGCAGCUUUUGUAUCCUGGCCUCCAGCUUAUUUUUGUCAAGUUAAUACAAAAAAGUGCAAAGUGUGAAAUAGAGUGUGCUGAGACCCAGGCACCUUGGCUGUAAUACCUUAAAGAAGGCAUGUUAGCACUGUACAGCAUUGCUGCAGGAAAGGCAGGAGUUAGGCAAGACUGGCUGUGACUGCCAGAUGCUGCAGUCACCAGAUGGCUUUUUCCCUUUUUCCUGAAGAGCUGCUUGGAUGAAACAGGAAUCCGUUUGUUUCUGUGCAUCACUGUUUUGUCGUUCCACAGCUUGAAGCCUUUUACCACAAAGCCUGAUGUCUCUCAGCGCAGCCUCAUCGCUGCUGCACAGCUCUCAGUGCAGUUGCAUUCUCUCACUUGCAGCUCUGUGAGGAUCAGCUGAGGACCCUGGAGCAAUCCCAUUAACUAUGCAGUCCCAAUGUGCAUUUGGACAGCAUAGUUCAGUUCAGUGCUAAUAUAGCAACAAGGAUGAAAAGGUUUGGGGGUUCUUUUUUAAGGGCUAUUUUAUUUUCAUUCAAGACAAAAUGCUGCUGUCAGGUCAAUGGUAGUGCUCCCUGUCAGGUAGUUGCAUUUCCUUGCAUGUCUAACUUUGUUACUGCCAACUGCCAUCAGGAUUUCCCAGCAUAGGAUGCAUUUAUGUUCUUUUUAAGCCAGUGGGAGAGCUGAGCUUGUACCAUGCAAAUCUGCAUGUGGCUUAGCUGAAAAUGUGUGGCUCUGGUUUGAUACUUUAGUUGACUGUUUAAAGUCCUUUGGUGCAUAUGGUAGGAAAGAGCUGUCUGGCUACUGUGUGUGUGUGUGUUUUGGUGUUUUUUGUUUUGUUUUGUUUUUUUUUAAAUCAUGCCCUUUUGUAUGCUUCAUCUUCUGAAACCGAACUUACGGAGAAAAAGAAGGAAGCUGUAGUGAAACAGUUUAUUUGACGCUGCUGACACAUUUAUUAAGAUUUGAAGAGUAACAAAUAUGUUUCCCACAUUGUUGACAGUACAAUGUCAUUGGUCAGAGCUAAAUCCUCUGUGGCAUUUGUGCACAAACUCUGUUGAAAUCUGUGGGACUUUUGCUGGAAUAUGCGUAAAGGCUGCUAAAUACUCUUAACAGAUGCGUGCAGACAGAUUUCUAGUAAGUGAGAACAUUUGCUAGGACAUAUUGUCAUCAAAGAAAGAAUAAGGCUUUGGUAUGACAGCACUUCUGUCAGGGAGACUCUUCCUAUCAAACAUGAUCCCAUCCAAGUCAACAGCAGGAGUUUUGGAUGGGAUAGUCUUGGGUCCCAUCCACUCAAAGUCUGGGAGCUACGUAAGCCUAUGGGGAAUUCCUCCCAGGCUAGAUUAAGGGUCGUAGACUUUCUGACAGAAAACUGUGCGUGUGCAGCAGGAGUUCAGAGUCAGAAUAUUUCAAGUAACACCUUUGCUAUGGCACGCUGUUCAGUGCUGCCUUUAUGCAGAUGUGAGGGAUGGUCGCGGGAGAAACAAUUCCUAGCAGAAUAGUUUAAUUAAUGGACAGGGUCAUUAGGCAGAACAGCGAAGAGUAAGGAUUUAACGUAUGUCCGGUAAGGCUCUGGACAUGCUUUUAACAUUACAAACUUGAAGGGAGCGGGGGUUGGAACAGAGGACCCUGGUCUGCUGAUUAGUUAGGCCAUCUCUGUGGAGUUAGGAUUCAUAUCAAAUCUCUAAUGGAGGAAGCUUUACUCAGACAUGCAUAGGACAGGAGGAUAUUAAACAAUCCAUCCUACAGUGCUCAGUUUUUGAGAAUCCAUUAUUUUGUAAUUGGUGGCCUUAUGUUCCUUUUAAUCUGUGUGGAGAAAAAAAAUCUUUUUUUAAGAAACAGGGAUGCAUUUGAAACAGCAUCUCCAACUAACUGACUCAGCAAAAGCUGGUAAAAAUUCCUUACAUUAACCAUAUUUCAGGAUAGCAGAAGUGCUUGUUAAACUAGUUGCUUCUCUAUAGUUACUUGAGAUCAAUUUGAAAAAAAAAUAAAGUAUUUUUUUAAUACUUCUAUAA